This is a messenger RNA of Petromyzon marinus (sea lamprey), 7481 nucleotides long. RefSeq names its product protein ENL-like. Gene Ontology annotation, cellular component: transcription elongation factor complex. Gene Ontology annotation, biological process: positive regulation of DNA-templated transcription. Lineage: Eukaryota; Metazoa; Chordata; Hyperoartia; Petromyzontiformes; Petromyzontidae. The record is from RefSeq and is a predicted model, not a curated record. Gene Ontology annotation, molecular function: chromatin binding.
UGCGCGGGCCGCGACGUCCCCACGGUAACCGGGCCGGGUCCGUGAUGGCGGCGCGCUGAGCGCGGCUCCCCCCCCCGCCGCCUCAGCGCUCAUGGCUUCCUCGGUGGGCCCCGUGCAGGUGAAGCUGGAGCUGGGCCACCGCGCGACAGCACGACGCCGGCCCACGCCCGAAGGCUUCACGCACGACUGGUGCGUGUCCGUCCGCGGGCCCGACGGCGCCGCCAUCAACCACUUUGUGGAGAAGGUUGUGUUCCACCUGCACGAGAGCUUCGCCAAACCCAAGCGAGUGUGCCGGGAACCCCCUUACAAGGUGGAAGAAUCGGGCUACGCUGGCUUCAUACUUCCCAUCGAAGUCUACUUCAAGAACAAGGAGGAACCGCGAAAGGUCAAGUUUGACUAUGACCUCUUCCUGCACCUGGAGGGGCAGCCACCCGUGAAUCACCUGCGCUGCGAGAAGCUCACCUUCAGCAACCCACCCAGUGACUUCCGCAGGCGACUGCUCAAGGCUGGCGGGAUGAUGGUGUCACCUGACGGCAUGGCAGUGCUCUCUGCACCUCCCGAGGUGCCGUCAUCCAGCCACCUGGAGCACAGGAAGCCUACCGCCUCGCUGCAUGUUAAGGAUUUCAGCAAGCCGAUCGCUUCCCUGAAACCGCCCAAGCCCUUCAAGGGCCACAAGGAGAAGCCAUCGGAGAGCAAGGACUACAAAGCGCCAGCCUCCAGCGAUGGCCCCUCCAGGGAGAGCAUCAAGAAGGCGGCUGCCUCCAGGGUGCACAAGCCCCGGGACGAGCCGCAGCCGCCACCCCCAGCCACUCCGCUACCCAAGGCCCCCUCCAAGGAGCCCAAGGCCUUGUCUAAGAGGGACCGGUCGGACGCCGGCGAAGUGGCGGAACCAGCGCCCGUCGCCGCGGAGAGCCGCGAGCCAAAGCCGGCGCCAAAGCGCUCGCGCGCGAGCCUCGACGACAAACUGGACGCGAAGAGAGCGAAGAAGCCGCCCUCGGACGUGUCGUCCAGGCAGUGGGCAUCAGUCUCGUCCUCAUCCUCUUCUUCCUCGUCGUCGUCAUCUUCCUCCGCUUCGUCUGCCUCCGCUGUUACUGUCCCAGCUGUUACCGCCUCCGCCGCCGCUGCGGAGAAGGCGGUGCCCAAGGAGAGGCCCUCGAAGGGUGGAGACAUAGAUGGCGUGCGGGCGAAGGGUAAGAUGACGGCGGCGGCACCGGCAGCACCGGCGGCCGUACCCGUGGCAGUCCCGGUGGCAGUACCGGUAGCCGUAGCGCCGGUUCCCACCGAGGAGCGAGCGCGGGACAAGACGUGGCGCAAGAAACACGAGGAUGUGGGCCCGGCCAGCAAACCGCACGGCAAAUCGCACAGCAGGCUCAGAGACAAGACGGUGCCGGCAGACAGGGAGCCGCCCGUGGAGCGGAUAUCCAAGGCCAAGGACAAACUGAAUUCCACUGCCGCCGCCGCCACCACCACGACCACCGCCGCAGCCAUCUCUGACCGACAGCAACCAGACAGAGGCGUUCCCAAGGACAGAGAUGGCAGGGUGGAGGUGACGCCAACCACCAAGGCUCAUAGGAAGGCGGACAAGGAGGUGGUGGUGACGGAGAGGAAGGUGGCGCCGCCUGUGGUGCCGCCGCCAGUGGUGCCGCUGCCGGCACUGUCGCCGCCAGGCGACGUGCUGGACCCAGGAGACUCGGACGACGAGCUGUCGCUAGCGACCGACGAAAGGCCUGCGAGCGUAGCAAGUGGCACGUCCUCCAUAUCGCAUGGAGCUGCUCCUGAGCCAGCCCAGUCGGAGCGUUCGUUUCCGGAGCCGCUCAGCGUCAGCCCCAGCGAGGACGAACAGGAGCCGCCCUCCGCGCCUAAAAGUUCCAGGUCCAGCGAGCUCAGCGACAGCGAGCACAGCUCGGAUGCAUCGCCCGCACCGCCUAUCCUCCGCCAUGCCAACAAGGCCUACAUGGAGGAGCUGGUUCGGCUACACCGCAGGCUCAUGAUGCUGCGCGAGAGGAGCACCCUGCAGCAGGUGGUGAAUCUCAUCGAAGAGACGGGACACUUCCAGGUGACGAGCACCACCUUCGACUUCGACCUCUUCUCCCUCGACCAGGCCAUCGUGCGCAAGCUGCAGAGCUACUUGGGUCCCACCGAGGCCGUGUGACCCUCGACCCUCCCCCCCCAUUACUCCAGCCCCCACCCUGACCCUCCCGCUCCCUCGCCCGCGUGAGGCCGCCCCGCGUGGUCACCGUUGCCUCUGUUCCACUGGGCAACUGAGCCAGCCCUGUCCAUGGCUCAUGAGGCACCAGGUCAUUUUUCCACUGCAGAAUCCGAGCGGCGCAUCUUGCGUCGCGUACAACGAGCGAGUCGAGACACGCUUUGUAAAUGCCGCCGUGACCUCGCAGCGUGUACCGGCUCACCUAACGCUGAACCUGGCCCUGCUUGGCCACCCCCCGAGCCUGAUCCAGAUGUCCUGAGGCUAGCGUAUCCCAGUUCGCCCAUGGCUUGGUGCGCCAAACUGCCGGUGGAAACCCUUCCCGUACCGUGGCUCGGCUCGGAUGUGCCGCUGGAAAUUGGGGUACAAAUUGCCACUCUUGGUUCCGGUUUUAGAAACGAGAUACAAUUCUGCCUUUGGCUCUUGGGGUCUGAAAUGGCGCGCGCAGGCGGUUUAAUGAAACACUUGCAAUGCUGGCGGGAGUUACUUCGUCGAAGCUGCUGCCACCAGAUGGCAGCAUGGGAGAGAGAGCGAGCGUUAGGAUUUUAAGAAUGCUACGAAGAAGCUAGGGUGGAGCUGUGCACACGGAUACACUUCCACCGAUGACCAAAUCGAUGUCAGGGUUGAGCCUGGAUCGUGCUUGGGCGGGUGACCACCAUGCACAACGGGUUCUUGUAGGCAUCUGCGUGGCGGCCCGACAUAACGGUCAGCGCAGGGCAGUGCGGCAAAAUGCGUCGAACCGUGCUUUCGUGCUCUCGCCUCUACGCGCACUCCCUUCUGCAACCGACGCUGGAUCAGCGUCGUGAAGUGUGGCCAAAUUGCCCUCAAGAUCCGCACAACAACCGGCUGUUACACGCUGCUUCUCAUGCUACCAUCUGGUAGCAGAAGCUCUGGUGAAGUGACUUCUGCCAGCAUGUUGGUAAUCGUGUGGAUUUUUCUCUUUGUCUCCUCUCCGGUUUUUCCCUCCAGAUUUACCAACGUGAGUUUAGAAUAUUUGGCUGCUAUAAAUUCCCACGUGAUGACCAGCCACUUGGUUGAGCUAUCAUUUGUGGCCAGGUCGCUUCUGAAAAAUAGCUAUACAGCUCAGUGGGCCUUACCUGGUAACGUGAUAAAUUGUUUAGGUGAGUUAAUAGCGGUCGCCUUCCAAAUUGCCGGGUCGCGCCCGCACGGGCCACCUGCGUGCGGGACAAGGUGAAGCGACGAGUUUAAUUUGCCGUGUUGGCAGAAGCUGCUCCGGUGAAGUAACUACCGCCAGCAUUGCAAUGUUCACAGCGAGCGCCCCUCCGCCUUUCCAGUCGCCGGAUCGCCUGCAACGCGUCACCUCCGUGCGGACAAGGUGAUGGGGUGAAAAAAAAUAUUUUAUUUUCCUCUUCAAAAGCAGAGCCGCGAGUGGCAGCCGGGCGGUGAGACGAGCCCCCACGGGCUCGGGAGCUCUUAUUUAUUUUGUUUCGUUUUUGUUUUUUUUGUCAACGCCGUUUGUAGCCGUGUGCGUGCGGUUUGCACAGCCCGUGUCUGCAUGCGGGGGGCGAGGGGGGCGACGUGUUCGUCAGCUCGACCCUCGAUCACCCCCACCUACCCCCCCACCUACCCCCCCCCCCCGGGUUAAAGUAAAGCGGGCCGCGUUUAUUUUCUGACGCGCGUGUCGGGCGGUGGGGUUAUUUUGAUUUCAGCUGUAGCCGUGUUGUGUUUUCGCCGUUAAAAGAGAAAACUGAAGUGAAUCGUGUAGACUUAUUAAAGGGCUCUGUGCCAACGCUGCGGGCACGUGUUCCGAAAGGCACCACCACCACCACCCCCUCGCUGCCCUUGCCGCGGGGGGUACCGGCGAACGCCCGUUAAGUGGGAGCGCCGCACUCGCGCCCUUUUCCUGUGCAAUACGGAGCAGACCUGUGUAAGAGAUGGAGAGAGGCGCGCCGCCAGCCCCUUCCAAAUCGAGCCCCAGAAACGAAUCGCUGUCGCCCGUCCGCGUCUCCCGCAAAGUGCCCGAGUUGACACCUUUGGCUGCGAUGAGGCUGCAGCUCAUUUGACUCGCUCAGUUUCGGGAGGUGGUGGGUUUCAACGUAAGUGCAGGGCGUGCCGCGCGUUCCGCUGAUUGGAAAGCCCUCGCCGGCGCCAAAUUGAAAUUGAAAACGAAGCGAGCGCACGCAUGCACGGGCGGUGGAAUUGGGUGGCGGUUAAGUGUACUCCUGUGUGGGCUUUUGGCGGUUGUGCCGCGUUUCUUAGGCGAGUUCGACCAAGUGUUGUUCCUCACGGUGUUCCGACGGUUUUUUUAUUAACCGAAAUGAAGAAGCGGCCCCUGGCAGGUGAAGCAAAACGUCGGACGCUUCGCGCGGUACAAACCGAAAUCGCAUCCGAGAGCUAAACUGCACGCCCGCGAAAGCCUACGCAGUUGUUUGUGAACUUGGAUCUGUCCGUCGUGCUUGCAGCAGGGGGCGUUGCGCCGUUACAAUGUCGUCCCCAUCCACGCCAUCCCCGCCGUGGGCAGGGAGGUCCACAGGUAGGAAGCACAGUCGAGGCUUGAUCCUACAUAAGGUGUACAUAGUUUAAUUUAUAUCUGCUGACAACGAUGUUAAAAAAACCCGAGGCACGCUUACGGCUGGACGGUCCAGCUUGCCCGCGUAGCCGCGGGCUUCGCGUGGCCUCGCUGAGCUUUGCUGUCUGUUGCGCAAGGCGCAUUGUGUUUUUGGGCAAACGGAUCUGUUGUGCAGACGAGUUUAUUUUCUUUGGUGUUUGGGAAUUCUGGGGUUCCUGAGCGACACUUUGCGGGGAAUUCUAAGUUUCCCACAGAAUGAUGCGUUUUGUUAUUUUGCUUUUCCACGUUUUUUUUGUCUUGCUUCAUUAUUUUUACGUCUCAAAGUGAAACUUUUGUCACAGCUGAGAGUUACUAAUGUUUGGUGUCGCGUAUAAAGGUAUCAUUUCUGAGUUAAUCACUGUGUGCUGUGUGCACGGGAGAAACCUUGACAACCCUCCUCGUGUUACGCCCUUACUGCAGACGAUUAGGUUACUGCCUCAUGUGAAUUACUUUAAAUUUAACUAUGACAAAUGGAAACACUGCACCAUGUGUACCACGACAAAAUAAGCAGAAAAUCUCCAUGCACAAAUAGCCAAUGGGCGGUGUGUCGUCUCCAUUUGGCUGCCGUGAAUCCAUGCCACAAGGACCAAUCUAAAAUUUGGCUAUGAUUGAAUUACAAUAGGGGCAUUCCACUGUGUUAUGAUGCUCAUAGGAGUUACAUCUAACAACGUCUUCUUCAUAUUACUCAUUAAGAAUGUUUAAUAAUCAUGCACACUCACCGACGAAUAUCUGCUGUAAUAAGUCGGGGGUCGAGUGGUGCAGUGGCUCGCGUGCUUACGCGAUGGACCUGGCUACCUGCCAUGGCUCUCAUCAGUGGCAUAUGACAUUCAGGACCCCCACGACACACUCGUCAAUAACACUGUGGCCUUAAAAUAAAUAUUAUAUACAUAACUGCCAACGUUUCGGUAACGAGACGUGGCCAGUGUUAAAAUAUUUUUUUUUAAAAAUCUUUAUUUUUACCAUGUGAGGCCCACUGAGCUAUACAGCUCUUUUUCAGAAGCGACCUCGCCACAAACGAAGUGGCUUAUGUUCAAAUUUAGAGCAGCCAAAUGCUCUUCAGCGCAUGUUUCUAAAUGUGGAGGGGGUAUACCUGAAGGACAAAUCCACCCGGCAACGGUGAGAACAUGCAAACUCUAAAUAUACAGCAGGGGUCAGAAUCACGACCUCAGGGCGAGGCAGUUAACAUCUCGCCACUGCGGCCGGGUCCCAGUGUUGUUGACGAGCGCGUCGAGAGUUUUUGUUAGUUGUGCUUGCGUGCCACUGCGUGGUUAUACAAACCCCCAUGGACAGACACCAUGUGAGGCUUCACCCAGCGGUGGACAAAGGACUUAACGUUUGUCGAUUAAGGAACACUUCACCGGACCGUGUAAUUUAAAAAAAUUGCAAUAAAAGUUAGUUGUAUUAAAUGCGCAGGUCUCACAGCGGGGAAAACCCGGGAUAAAGGUUUAUUACAGCCUCAAGGUACGUCUGAACAACUCUGAACUUAGUUUAAACGAGCUGAAAUUAUUCCGAAAUUAUUAUUAUUAUCAUAGCCCGAAACGAAGAGCGUCACGAGGUACGCACAACUUGGAAAAACGAACGUAAAUCCGGGCACUGUCGCGGGAAAAGGGGACAGGUCUGACCCGUAAUGCAGUUGGGAGUUGCCCCAGCGCCGUUCAUUCCGGUUAGCACGGUUGGCUACGCACAGUGCGAAAUAAGUUUCGGCGUACGUGUGCGCCCGCCCGCCCGCCCGUCCAUCCAUCCAUCCAUCACCAGCACGGUGACACAUUGACAAUGAAGGGGAGCACGAGAGGAAAACGUUGCAUUUCGUCCGGGGUUGGCCGGAAAACGCGCGCGGGCGCUGUCGUGUUUGCGUCGCGAUUGCGCACGCCUGGCACGCGUCUCGCUGUUAGUGCCACACUUGACUUCCAGAGCGAAGUUGCAUUAUUUAUAUCCCCCCCCUCCCUCCCCCUGCCACUUAAGGCUGUCAAGCAAAGAGAAUUUCGCAAAUAGAUUGCCGCGAUAAAUCAACUUGGUAUUGUAACUUCUCAACGGGUUUGCUUUUAUUCCCACCCCUGUUUAAUUUGAUGCGCCCUUUGGCAACGCGGCAGGAGGUAAAUCUCUUCAUUACUUUAUUCCAUUUCACCUGUGCGUGGGUGCUACCGCUGUUCGCUGUACAUUUUUUUUUAAUAUCCCCUAAGAGGACGUACAGUAGAUGUGCAUGCGCCCAGGUGUUGUGCCGUCAAUGCCACCAUCAGUGUCGUGGCAAAAAAAAAAAAUUGUGAUUCCGUGUGCCAUGACUCCUGCUAGGUACGUCUGCGCGUCCCUGUCACGAUGACACUUUAUUUAACACCGGUUUUGCGUCUCUCCCUUAACCCCACGAUGCCCACCACUGCCAUCACCGCCGCCAUCACAUCAUCGUCGCUGCCACCACCACCACCUCUCCUCAGCCAAGACGCACGGUCUCUGCAGAGCAUUCCAAUCGUGUCCGUGCCGAUCGGUCCAUUUAAAACGCCGGUCAAUUUCAGUUCUCGAUUUGAUCGUGUGAAAUACGGAAAAGUUUAAAAUAAUGUAAAAGUGCAAUUCUUUGACAAUCCUUUGCGGUCGUUAUUCCUACAGUUGUACAACCAUUCGAUUUAAUUUUUUAAACAAAGUAUAUCUAUAUACACUGUAAUGUAUGUAUGGAACAUGCAGCGUCGUGUUGUUUAUAAAUGGUGGUAUCACAACAUC